Molecule: messenger RNA, 755 nt
Organism: Exaiptasia diaphana
Lineage: Eukaryota; Metazoa; Cnidaria; Anthozoa; Actiniaria; Aiptasiidae
Exons: 4
Coding region: 103-435 (110 amino acids)
Source: RefSeq, a predicted model, not a curated record
GUUUUGAUCGAGURUAGCACGUGCAUUUAGCAAAACAAAGUCCUUCAAAUUCUUAUAUUUUUUGAGAUUUUUACUUACGGCUAUCGUCUCUUCUUGUUUAGAAUGACAGGAGGUAACGUUUACAAUCGGCCAAGAUCGGCAUUACAGAAGAAUCUCAAGAGAGCUGGGAGGAUUAAAAAACAACAGAAAAAACGUCAAAGUACAACMAAGUCAGAAAGAGUGAAAGAUGAUCUUGUUACUGGUCAUAUUUUACGAAAAACAAAAACAAAUCCAAAAGCAAACAUAACUUUAUCAGGGAAAAAGAAAAGAUUGAUAUUAAAGCAAGUCAAAAGAGAACAAAAAGAGAAAUUAACUAUGGAUUUAGACAAGACAAAUACAGAAGAAAAAAACCCUGAACWGCAAAAGCAAGGAAAAGAGAAAAUGGACCUCAGUUAAAACUUAAUAUGAUAAUUCCCAGACUCUUUUAUCUAUAAACCCUAAACAGCUGUGUUGGAUCACAUGAUUGGCUAAUUCAAAGACCAAAUUAAUUCAACUCUGUAUGUAUGGAGGUUUUGCRUUUGUAGAUUUAUAGCCUUCGUAACCUUUAGGGAAGUUAGUGAAGAUACAAGAAAGAGAUCACUAAAAGAUUGUUGGGGUUCCUGUGGUGUAUGCCAAAUAAUUCACACAGGAAGUCCAAGACAAUGACACAAGUGUAACAAAAGAAAACAGAAAUUGUUGCUAUUAAAAAUGAAUGCAGAACUGGUAGAUUGAUUUGA